AUGGCUCUGUCUUGGACAGCAGCAGCAAAGACACUGUUGGCAGCGUUGGGUCUUCUUAGCUGCUGUAGUUUUGGCUGGUGUGAGGUCUCAAGGACUAGUAGUUCAACCUCAGGAGGGAGUAGACAGGAUCAAGGACCUUCGUCACUUGAACGAGUUAAGAGAGGAUGGGUGUGGAACCAGUUUUUUGUGGUUGAGGAGUACACAGGCACGGAGCCGCUAUACGUAGGAAAGAUCCAUACAGACUCUGAUGAAGGUGAGGGCAACAUCAAGUACACCAUCUCUGGAGAAGGGGCCGGCUCCAUCUUCAUCAUUGAUGAGCUAACAGGAGACAUCCAUGCCACAGAGCGACUCGACAGAGAAGAGAAGGCCUUUUACACACUUCGGGCUCAGGCCCGGGAUCGCCUUUCCGAUGACCCUCUGGAACCAGAGUCAGAGUUUGUCAUCAAAGUCCAAGACAUCAACGACAGUGAGCCCAAGUUCUUGGAGGGACCCUAUAUCGGCAGUGUGGCAGAGCUGUCGCCCAUAGGAACAUCUGUAAUGAAGGUUACUGCAUCAGAUGCUGAUGACCCUACAUAUGGCAGCAGUGCCAGGGUGGUGUACAGUGUACUGGACGGAGAAAAGUUUUUCACUGUUGACAGACACACAGGGGUCAUCAUGACAGCAGUGGCGGAUUUGGACCGUGAGACACAGGACCGUUACGAGUUGGUCGUCAAGGCAACAGACAUGGCAGGACAAAUGGGCGGUCUCUCUGGCUCCACCACAGUGACCAUAGUGAUCACAGACGUUAAUGACAACCCGCCGCGCUUCCCACAGAAGAUGUACCAGUUUUCAGUGUCAGAGGGAGCGGCUGUGGGGACUCCAGUUGGACGAGUCAUUGCCACAGAUGCUGACAUGGGAGAGAACACAGACAUGAGCUAUCUGAUCAAAGAAGGAGGGGAGCUCUUCAGAGUCACUACUGAUGUUGAGACACAAGAAGCUGUUGUCUCCAUUAAGAAGUUACUGGACUUUGAGAGCAAGCGCACACACAAUGUUGUGGUGGAGGCAGUAAAUAAGCAUGUUGAUCCUCGCUUUGUGGACCUGGGUUCUUUUCGAGACCAGACCAUUGUUCGAGUCAGUGUGUCAGACAUAGAUGAGCCACCCAUCUUUCAACCAGCGGAGGGUGCAAUCAUGGAAGUCCAAGAGGAUGCCAAAGUAGGAGCACUGGUUGGCAUUGUUACUGCCAGGGAUCCAGAUGUGAAGAAUAAACCCGUCAGGUUUUCCAUCGACCGGACCACAGACCAGGACAUGAUCUUCCAUAUUGACCCUGAUUCGGGUGCCAUCACACUUGGCAAAAUUUUGGACAGAGAGACUGCUGGCUGGCACAACAUCACUGUAAAGGCUGUAGAAGCAGAUAACCACACCAUGGCAUCACACUCAGCAGUGAGCAUUCGAAUUCUGGAUGUAAAUGACAAUCCUCCUGAGUUGGCUACACCAUAUGAAGCCUCGAUAUGUGAAGAUGCUAAACCAGGCCAGCUAAUUCACACCAUUAGUGUGGUGGAUAGAGACGAGCCACAAUCUGGACAUCGCUUCUACUUCACCCUGGCCCCAGAAGCCUCCAGCAAUCGACACUUCACUCUGUGGGAUGUCAAAGACAACACUGCUGGCAUCCGGACCCAACGGUCAGGCUUCAACCGCCAUGAGCAGAAUGUGUACUUCCUGCCUAUCCUGGUGGUUGACAGUGGGCCUCCUUCCCUCAGCUCCACUGGCACUCUGACCAUUCAUGUCUGUGGCUGUGACACAGAGGGAGCCAUCCAGUCCUGCAAUGCCACAGCCUAUGUAAUGAGUGCUGCUCUCAGCCCUGGGGCCCUUAUAGCACUAUUGGUCUGUAUGCUCAUCCUCAUAGUUCUUGUUUUGCUGAUUCUGACCCUGAAACGACACAGGAAGGGCCAGAGGAUGGCUGAGGAUGAGGAGGACAUGAGAGACAACGUCAUCAAGUACAAUGAUGAGGGCGGAGGGGAGCAGGACACUCAGGCAUAUGACAUGAGCGCAUUGAGGAACCUCUAUGACUUCCCAGAGGCCAAAAGCUGUGACUCUGGCCCAGACAUCCGUUCAUUACCGCAGUGGAUACAGGCUACUCGAGUGGGUGCUGGAGGUGCAGAGGGACCUGCAGCAGCAACAGCAGCCGCAGACUUCUCCCUAUUCAAAGGCUACAUCCGAAAGAAGGUAGAACAGGCUGAUGCUGACCUGUCGGUGCCACCGUAUGAUUCCUUCCAGACAUACGCCUUCGAGGGCACCAGCUCACCUGCACUUUCACUCAGCUCCAUCCAUACGCUGUCCACCACCUCGGAGCAGGAUUUUUCCUACCUCAGCGACUGGGGACCACGUUUCAGGCAACUAGCGGGCUACUACGCUCCAGGAAACCCUGAGGAAGAGGGGUCCUAGCACAGCUUCUCCUCUGCAGAGAGACUUUUAAACUCUCUCCUUUUCCUUCUUCUCCUUUUGCCUCCUUUUCUUGCCUUCUGGCACACAACUGAGAUCAGAGCCAGCACUGUGUACUCUUUAAAGACAGAGCACCACCUCUUUAUCCCUUUGAAAGAAAAUUCACAGUGUUCAACUUUGAACUCAAUUUUUUUUACACUCUUUUUUUUUAUUUUUGCAGGAGUUUUUGGACUUGAGCAUGAAAGCUCUGAGGAUGAUGUAAGAAAAGUGCAAACAAAGAGAUAUAGAGUCAUCAAAAUUGCUAUUUAGUCUGAGGGGAAGUUUUUCUCUCUGCCAUAUCACAAAUGAGAACCUUUAUUUCAAGCUAUGAGACUGUUAUGAGAGUUCAGAGUAUCAACAUGACCUAGGUAGGGUUA
Messenger RNA from Scatophagus argus, 2834 nucleotides. RefSeq names its product cadherin-22 (gene cdh22). The transcript has 12 exons. Gene Ontology annotation, cellular component: plasma membrane; adherens junction; catenin complex. Lineage: Eukaryota; Metazoa; Chordata; Actinopteri; Scatophagidae. Gene Ontology annotation, biological process: adherens junction organization; cell-cell junction assembly; calcium-dependent cell-cell adhesion. The record is from RefSeq and is a predicted model, not a curated record. Bases 1 to 2421 code for a protein of 806 amino acids. Gene Ontology annotation, molecular function: cadherin binding; calcium ion binding.